Molecule: messenger RNA, 1457 nt
Organism: Blastocystis hominis
Lineage: Eukaryota; Bigyra; Opalinata; Blastocystidae
Exons: 2
Coding region: 15-1433 (472 amino acids)
Biological process (GO): response to endoplasmic reticulum stress; protein folding
Cellular component (GO): endoplasmic reticulum
Molecular function (GO): protein disulfide isomerase activity
Source: RefSeq, a predicted model, not a curated record
GCGCUUAUUUCUAGAUGAAGCUUACUGCUUUCCUCCUUAUCUGUGCACUUGUUUUUGCCGAGUUUACUGAAAACGACGGCGUUCUUGUGUUGAACGACGAUAACUUUGAUCAGGCAAUCGCGGAGCAUGAGUCUCUGCUGGUUAAGUUCUAUGCGCCCUGGUGCGGUCACUGCAAGAAGCUCGCUCCCGAUUACAGUGCUGCUGCCCGUGAGCUCCGUGAGCUGGACCCUCCUCUCUAUCUUGCUGAGGUCGAUGCGACCGCUGCUCCGAAGCUCUCUCAGAGAUUCGCCAUCCGUGGCUACCCCACUCUGAAGUUCUUCAAGAACGGCAACGCUGUCGAUUAUGACUCGGGUCGUUCCAAGGCCGAUAUUGUGAACUACAUGAAGCGCAAGGCUGGUCCCGUGGCUGUGACCUACACCACGCUGGACGACCUGAAGACCGCCAUCGAGAGCGCGGACGUGUCCGUGGUGGGCUACUUCGCGAACACGGAGUGCAAGGAGUACAAGGACUGGUACGGCGUCAUGGCGAACGUGGACGACGUCACCGCGAUCUACAUCACCGAUGCUGCCAUCAUGGAGGCCAUGGAGGUGUCCGCGCCCGCUGUGGCGAUGUACAAGAAGAGCACGACCGGCGCGCUGGUGUACGAGGGCGACAUGGAGGGUCUGAAGCGAUGGAUCAUCCUGCACCAGCUGCCGCUGGUGGUUCCGUUCUCGCAGCAGUACUCGCGCAAGCUGUUCGCUCCGGAGCACGGCAUCAAGGUGCAGCUGAUGUUCUUCGCACCCGAGAAGAACCCCGGCGAGGCGAAGCCUGUGCUGGAGGAGGUGGCGCGCGCCUUCCAGGGCCGUCUGUUCAUCGUGCACAUCCCCUCGGAGAACGCGCGGCUGCUGGACUACUUCGGCCUCACGGCGGAGCAGAUCCCCGCGCUGGCGAUGGCGGACUUCUCCGGCGAGGGCAUGGACAAGUACCUGUUCGAGGGCGAGAUGACCGUGGCCGCCAUCUCCGAGUUCAUCGAGAAGUUCUUCGCGAAGAAGCUGACGCCGUUCCUGAAGUCGGAGGACGUGCCCGCGGAGCAGCCGGGCCCCGUGUACAAGGUGGUGGGCAAGUCCUUCGAGGAGGUCGUGCUCGAUCCCAAGAAGAACGUCUUCGUCAAGUUCUACGCUCCCUGGUGCGGACACUGCAAGGCUCUCGCACCCACCUAUGAGAAGCUCGCCGAGGCCUACAAGGACGACGCCGAUGUGGUGAUCGCGGAGAUGGACGCGACGGCGAACGAGGUGGCGGGACUGAACAUCCGCGGAUUCCCCACGCUCAAGUUCUACAAGGCCGGCGAGCCCACCGCCCCCGUGGACUACGAGGGAGAGAGAACGCUCGAGGCUCUCACGGACUUCGUCGAGAAGAACCGUGUUGCGGUUAAGCACGAGGAGGAGGAGUUGUAAUUACGGGAUGGAUCAACUGUUGUU